AUGAAGACAAGGCUGCAGCUCUUCCUGCUCGUCUCCGCGCUGAUCUGCGCCGACGGGAAGCCGGCGAGCGAUGAGGCGGCGGCGGCGGCGGGGAAGGCGUUGGGGCGGAACAAGCUGCUGCUGAUCUCCUUCGACGGCUUCAGGUGGGACUACGACCAGGACGUGGACACGCCGCACCUGGACCAGCUGCUGGAGGACGGAGUCAAGGCCAAGUACAUCACGCCGCCCAUGCUCACCAUGACCUCACCGUCACACUUCACCACCAUCACCGGCCGCUGGGUGGAGGACCACGAAGUCGUCCACAACAUGAUGUUUGAUGCCGAAACGAACCUAAAAGUUCCUCACAAGCAGACGCUGAAAAGAUCUGAGUGGUGGGACAACGGAGUUCUGCCGCUCUGGAUCACCGCUCAGAACCAGGGUCUAAAGACCGGGUCCUUCUAUUUCCCGGGAGGCGGGGCUAACUACAGCGGCCAGGCGGUCAACCGGGCGCUGGUGGAGGAGUUCGGCCACCAGGACGACAACGAGACGGAGUGGCAGCAGAACAUCGACCAGGUGAUGAGCUGGUUCACGGAGGAAGACUUCGACCUGGUGACGCUGUACUACGGCGAGCCGGACAACGUGGGCCACGCCAAGGGGCCGGAAACCGAGGACAGGAAGAAGAUCGUCCGGCAGAUCGACCGCACCAUCGGCUACCUGAGGGAGGCCAUCGCACGCAACAACCUGAACGACAGCCUGAACGUCAUCAUCUCCUCGGACCACGGCAUGACCACGGUGAAGAAGCGUCCGCAGGUGGAAGAGAUCAUCCUCAACAAGUAUCUGAACCUGAUCCAGCUCAACAGCUUCGAGAUCCUGGACUACGGCGGCUUCGGCAUCCUGACGCCGCGGGCGGGGAAGGAGCAGGAAGUGUUCGACGCUCUGUCCAAGGCGCCCAAUCUGACCGUCUACAAGAAGAGCGAGUUCCCGGAGAGCUUCCACCUCGCCAAGAGCAAGCGGCUGCCUCCCAUCGUGGUCGUCGCAGAUCUGGGAUUCAACCUGAACUCUAGAUUCAUCGUCUACGUCAACAAAGGCGACCACGGCUACCACAACGGGGAGAUGGACAUGAAGACCAUCUUCAGGGCCUUCGGACCCGACUUCAAGAGGAACUUCCUGUCGGAGCCGUUCGACAGCAUCCACAUCUACCCUCUGAUGUGUGAACUGCUGCACAUCAAACCGGCGCCGCACAACGGAUCUCUGGCCGUGACCGAGAAGAUGCUGCUGCACGGAGGCGAGUCGUCCACAACCACGCCGCUAAUAAACGAUCAAACAUCAGGUCUACAGACUGCAGCUCACGGACUGUUGAGGGACCCCAGGAGACACAAAGAUUGA
Molecule: messenger RNA, 1365 nt
Organism: Centropristis striata (black sea bass)
Lineage: Eukaryota; Metazoa; Chordata; Actinopteri; Perciformes; Serranidae
Exons: 5
Coding region: 1-1365 (454 amino acids)
Source: RefSeq, a predicted model, not a curated record